This is a messenger RNA of Calidris pugnax (ruff), 4518 nucleotides long. It is a transcript of the gene RIPOR1, whose product is annotated as family with sequence similarity 65 member A. The record is from RefSeq and is a predicted model, not a curated record. The transcript has 24 exons. The coding region runs from base 528 to 3647 and encodes 1039 amino acids. Lineage: Eukaryota; Metazoa; Chordata; Aves; Charadriiformes; Scolopacidae.
AGGGCGGCCGGUUGCAGCAGCUCCAGGGGCAGCAGAACUUCACCAGCCAGGGGAAGGACUGGGAGCAAAGACAACCAGAGCUGCAGGGACCUCAGCCAGGACCUGGAGAUCCCCUGGGCAGGAGCCUUCUUCCAGCCAAAACCACUCUUCAUUCUGUCAAGCUGGUCCCAUCCCGCCUGGUGCUUCCUCUGGAAGUCCCCUAAGUCUGCUGUGGGGCACCAUGGAGGCAGCAGUGUUGCCAGCUUUGCACAGUUUUAACCCAAAUACCUAAUAAGGGGUUUUGAGGAAAUCCAUCUUGAGGAAGAAAAUCGCAGCAUUUCACCAGCUUCAUCUGAACGAGCCAGGGUUUAAUUGAACCCCAGGGUCUCUGGAGGUGCUGCCUGCUGCUCCUUGGGGAGGGGACCUUAGUGUCCUGUCAGCACAGGCUGGGGCUGUGUCCUCCCUGGUGAUGAACGCCGUGGGACACCUUUCCUGAGCAUCGGUGUCCAUGCAGGAGCAGAGGGAGGCCCUCCAGGUCACACUCAACGAUGUCACUGUCUGUGCGCCCGCAGCGCCGAGUCCUCGUCACCAAGAUCAAUAGGAGCCAGUCCUUCGCCGGAGUGAACUCAACAGCCGACCGGCCCUUCAGGAACCUCUCGCCCUUCACCCCCACCGUCUCCCGCAAGACUGGCUCCAGGGUCAGUAGGAUGUUCUCAAUGUCCCACAAAUCGCCACCACCCAAGGUGCCUCAGCCCAACCGCCUGGACGAGGUGUACGAAGCUCUCAAGAAGGGCCUAACAGCCUACCUGGAGGUGCACCAGCUGGAACUGGAGAAGCUCAGCACCCAGAUACGUGAGUCCAAGAGGAAUUCGCGCCUGGGCUUUCUCUACGAUCUGGAUAAGCAAGUGAAGUCCAUCGAGCGCUUCCUGCGUCGCCUGGAGUUUCACGCUAGCAAGAUCGAUGAGCUCUACGAGGCUUAUUGCAUCCAGCGGAGGCUCCGUGAUGGAGCCCACAACAUGGUCAAGGCUUACAGCACGGGCUCACCGGGCAGCCGGGAGGCACGUGAGAGCCUGGCCGAGGCCAGCAAGGGCUACAAGGAGUACACGGAGAACAUGUGCCUGUUGGAGAACGAGCUGGAGAGCCAGCUGGGGGAGUUCCACGUCCGGAUGAAAGGACUGGCAGGCUUUGCCCGGCUCUGUGCUGGUGACCAGUACGAGAUCUUCAUGAAGUACGGACGGCAGCGGUGGAAGCUGCGGGGGCGCAUCGAGGUGAACAGCAAGCAGGUGUGGGACAGCGAGGAAAUGGUUUUCUUGCCCCUCGUCACCGAGUUCCUCUCCAUCAAGGUGACGGAGCUGAAGAGCCUGGCCAACCAUGUUGUGGUGGGCAACGUGUCCUGCGAGACCAAGGACCUCUUUGCGGCUCUGCCCCAGGUAGUGGCUGUGGAUAUCAAUGACUUGGGCACCCUCAAACUCAGCCUGGAGGUGACCUGGAACCCCUUCGACAAGGAUGACCAGCCCUCGGCAGCCAGUACUGUUAACAAGGCCUCCACGGUGAACAAGAGGUUCUCCACCUACAACCAGAGCCCGCCCGACACGCCAUCCCUGCGGGAACAGGCUUUCUAUAACAUGCUGCGGCGCCAGGAGGAGCUGGAGAACGGCACGGCCUGGUCCAUCUCCUCCGAGUCCUCGGACGACUCCUCCAGCCCCCAGCUGUCCAGCAGCUCCCGCCACGCCGCCCACAAGCCCAUCGUGCAGCCCGAGGUGCAGGCCUCCGCCCCCGCCAUCGAGAUCUCCUUCUCCCAGCAGCCAGCGGAGGCUGGGGCUGGCGGCGGCAGUGAUGUCGGCGUCCCCCCCUCUGGGAGCCAGCCGGAGGAACCGGGCAACCGUAAGAAGGAUACGGUGGCCAACGGGCACGUGCCCUACUCCCGGACUCUGAGCCACAUCAGCGAGGCCAGCGUAGAUGCCACAAUGGAAGCCAAGGCUGCAGAGGGCCCCUGGGAGCCCGCGCCCAGUCCGGAGGACACGGAAAUGGGCGAGCAGGACGUGGACCCCCUCCCUGGUGCCACCGUGGCCGCGGCAGGGCAGGACAGGGGUGCCGAGGCCAAGCCCCGUGCCACCGCGGCGUGGGCCACCUCCUGUGAGGUGGAGGCCGGUGGGGACGAGCCGGUGCAGAGCCAGGCGCCGGCACGGGGCGGCUGCGGCUCCGGGGUGACAGCGGCGCUGGCGCAAGCCCCCGCGGAGGAGAGGCCCGUCCCAGCCCCGCCGCUGGCUGCCACCGUCCCCGAGGUGCCGCGGGGGAAGGCAGUGGAUUCGGGUCUGGAGGAGGCUAUCGGCCUCCUGGGCUCGGCCCUGGAUGACUAUCGGGGGCAGUUCCUGGAGCUGCAGCCCCUCGAGCGGGAGCUCAAGCACCUGGAGGAGAUACUGCUGCAGAAGCAGGGUGUCUUCCUCAGCCGAGCCUCCAGCAUGAGCCUGACGGUGGAGCACGCGCUGGAGAGCUUCAGCUUCCUCAACACCUCUGACAUGGAGGACUCAGAGGGCUCUGAGGAGGAGCCUCUCCACGACGAGAGGAGGGCUGGCAGAGCCCGGCGCGGCAGCAGGGCCCCCAGCACCGGCGAGACAGGGGGAGACAACACCGGCACGUGCAGCGGCUCCGAGGCCAGCACCGACCCCUUGAGCACUGGCAAUGAGUUCCUGGAUAAGGCCCUGGUGCUUCACCUCAACAACUGCAACCGCCUGCUGCUGAAGCUGGGCAACUUCGGUCCCCUGCGGUGCCAGGAGAUGUACGCCCUGGACAGGCUCAUGCGGGAGGCGCAAGUGCUGGAGAUCGUGUGCCAGCUGACAGAGGAGCGAGCAGGAGCCGCCGGCUCUGCCGCCGAAGUGGUGCAGUUCUCCACACAGAAAGAGGGUGUCCUGCCCCUUUGGGACUGCUGCGUGGAGGCACCCAAUGUCUACACCUGCCCCGUGGAGCGGUUCCUGCAGGUGCUCAGCACCCAGUACACGGCACCCUUCAGCGAGCGGCACCCUGACCUGGCCGACACCGUGGGUGUGAAGCUGGUGGAGGACAUGCUGAAUCGGCGGCUGCCCCGGCGGCCGGGCAGUGUCCAAGGCGAGCAGGUCACCAUCUUCCAGUACUGGAGCCACUUUGAGUCCCUUGGUCCCCUGGUGCUCGAGACCUACGUGAUGGAGCUGGCUGAGGAAGCGCUGCUGGCCCAGAACCUGAACUCGGAUGACCAGGACGUGGUGCUGCGUGCCCUGAAGCGGGUGCCCGAGGGCCGCCUGAAGAAGGAAGGGCUGAAGGCCCUGAGCCUGCUCCUCGUGGAGGGCAACAGCAAGGUGGUGAGCGCCGUGUCAGCCCAGCUCCGCAGCCUGGCGGAAAACCCCCGCUUCCGCCAACGGGCUCUGGUGUGCUACCUGGAGCAGCUGGAGGAUGAGGAGGUGCAGACGCGCGUGGCUGGGUGCGCAGCGCUGGGCUGCUUGAAGGCCAAGGAGAGCAUCGAGCAGCUGAUUUACCUGUGCCAAACCGACAAGGAGCCCGUGCGGGAGGCGGCCAAGCAGAGCCUGAUGUUGUGCGGGGAAGAUGGUAAAUCCGCUCACCGGCGGCUGGAGGAAACCCUGGAGAGCCUCCCAAGGAUCUUUGCACCAGCCAGCAUGGCCAGUACAGCUUUCUGAGAUGCCACGCAAAGCCACCCGCCAUUCCUCGAGGGCAAAAGCACUGGCUGGGCCACCUGGGCUUGCACGGAUGGUGGCCAGCCGGCAGCUCCGGCUCCGGGCCGCACACCGCAGUAUUCCCCCCCGCUGGGCAGCUCGCCGCGGCCGCACACUGCCUUACGGAGCACCGCGUCCCCCCACCGCCCAGGUGCCACCUCUCGCACCCCCCGGGGCAGGGGGUGGAAUCUCGCUGCACAUCCCACCUUCUCUGAUCGCUAUUUAAAACACACGGGGACGGGGGUGGGGGGUGCCCACCCUUCCUGCCUCCGCCCUGCGCCGCUGGGACCGGAGCAGCAGGGAGACGGGAUUUCUCUGCCUCCUCUUUGCCUUCCUCUCGCUCGUGGGCACCUGCCCUUGUUCCCGGAAGGACCUGCACUUUGGAAACCACGGCCGUUUCGUUCCAGGGGGGAACUGCUGCCCUUUUGCCACCUGGAAGUUCCCCAAGGACUUAAAUAAAGUGAAAUAUGAGAUAUUAAUAUAUUCUGCUGGCGUUUCUUCUUUCCAGCUCCCCGUGCUCCUGUCCCUCCCUGGCUGUGGCUGUAGGGAGUAUGGCCAGAUGUGGUCUCUCCUGCUCUGCUGGGAAGCGCCGGGGAGGGCAGGGGCAGGAGGAGCGACAGAGGGACGGACAGACGGACAGACAGAAGCUGCCACCCUUUUUUUUUUGUUGUUGUUGUUGUCAUUGUUUUAUUUUAUUUUUUAUUUACAGAUUUUUGCAGAAAAACAAAAGCAAAAAAUUCUUUUCUAUAAUGUCUCUAUAAAUCUAUAUAUAAUGUAAUUACAGAGAACAACUAAUUUUGAUUUUAAACCAGAAAUAAAAAAACCCAAACCUUUA